This is a messenger RNA of Lachancea sp. 'fantastica', 717 nucleotides long. NCBI's taxonomy places the organism in Eukaryota, Fungi, Ascomycota, Saccharomycetes, Saccharomycetales, Saccharomycetaceae. The record is from the annotation of a GenBank genome assembly.
AUGGUUCAAACAAACAUUUACGGUCAAGUAGUUGACGAUAAUGUUCUGAACUGCGCGGAAAGACAAUCUCCUCAACGAAUCACCUUGCAGGGCCGUCAUUGCAGAUUAGAGCCUCUAAGUGUGGAAAAGCACAGUGUGGAGCUCUUCGAGGCGUUUUCGGAAACUAACGUCGACCGUCUUCUGACUUAUUUGCCAAUUGAACCAUUUCAAACGCUCGAUGAUUAUAAAGAGUUUAUGUUGUGCUUUUUAAACAUGGAUCAUUGCGUCCCAUUUGCGAUUAUAAACGGCAAAACUGGACAACCAUGCGGAACGAUAUGUCUGAAAAGAAUUGAUACUAAGUAUGCUUCCGCCGAGAUUGGGUUUGUGAUAUUUUCCCCUCAACUUCAACGUACUGUCAUUUCCACGGAGGUUCAGUAUUUGCUGCUUAAAUACCUCUUCGACGAUUUGGAUUAUAGAAGAAGUGAAUGGACAUGCGAUGCCUUCAACGAGCCUUCCAGAAAUUGCGCCUUGAGACUGGGUUUCACGUACGAAGGGGCUUUACGCAAAUCUGCCAUUUACAAGGGCCGGAACAGGGACCAGCAGUGGUUUUCCAUAGUAGAGGAUGAGUGGCCCGUGGCCAAACAAGCUUUGGAACAGUGGUUGAGCCCAGAUAAUUUCCAAGACGGUAUACAAAAACGCAAACUCUCCGAUAUCCGCGAAAGUAUCAAAGCGACUUGA